Syngnathus acus (greater pipefish) is the source of this 5194-nucleotide messenger RNA. RefSeq lists its product as uncharacterized. Gene Ontology annotation, molecular function: DNA-binding transcription factor activity, RNA polymerase II-specific; RNA polymerase II cis-regulatory region sequence-specific DNA binding. Gene Ontology annotation, biological process: regulation of transcription by RNA polymerase II. The coding region runs from base 296 to 1042 and encodes 248 amino acids. The record is from RefSeq and is a predicted model, not a curated record. The transcript has 2 exons. NCBI's taxonomy places the organism in Eukaryota, Metazoa, Chordata, Actinopteri, Syngnathiformes, Syngnathidae.
UUUACCACCGGCUCACUCAGACACAAUGAACCGUCAGUCAGAGGGGUACACGCAUGUUGGCUCGGCGGAACUGGCACCCUUUUAACCCACUUUUAGCCCCUCUUGUACAUUUCUUUGAUGUACAUGACAAUUAAGGAACCGGAGGAGCUCUUUAUGGGGUUUACAAGUGCAGCUACGUCGAGUUUGAUGAAAACGAGGUCGGGAGUAGACUACAGUAGUUAGCCCCUCCUGCCUGCUGGAACCCCCGCCACCCACCUCAUUUAUUUUUGCUACUUUUUGGACCCCAAGAUUAACCAUGUCGGUCACCGCAUCCUCUGACUACUUCGCCGCCGAAUGUUUGGUCUCGAUAUCGAGUGGACCGGUUUUGCACAGACCCACCCCGGUGGCUCUCGCCGCCAGCCAGCCGAGUACCACCGCGGGCCUGCUCCCUGGGGAGCACGACGGCUCGAACGAGGACCGCGAAGUGCGGGAGACCCUGAGGUUGGAGGGGGCCAACAUGAUGACCGUGGCCGGUAUCCUCACAGACCUCCACGGCAAGUUCCGGCCCAUGUCGGCCUACUCUGAGAGUAGCAACUCAUCGUGCGGUGGGGAAAGCGGUUACACCACGUUGUCGGACCCCACCACCCCGACCAUGACCCCCUCCGCUACCCCGGUCCCCGGACAGCAACCGCCGAGGGGGGGAGCGGGAGGCGUGGGGCCCCCUCGUUCCCCCGUGAAGAGGCACCACUGCACUUUUGACGGAUGCGACCGAGUUUACGGGAAAUCAUCUCACUUGAAGGCACACAUCCGGACACACACAGGCGAGAGGCCCUUUCCAUGCACCUGGCCCGACUGCGAAAAGAAGUUUGCCCGCUCCGACGAGCUGGCCCGCCACACCCGCACACACACGGGGGAGAAACGCUUCAUGUGCCCGUUAUGCGACAAGCGCUUCAUGCGCAGCGACCAUCUGAUCAAGCACGCCCGGCGUCACCCCGAUUUCCAACCUGCCAUGUUGGGGCGCAACAAGGGCAUGUCCUCUCCCAGCCUGAAUGUCCACCAUUAGAUGGUUCAGGUUACUUGGGGCAGGAGCAUCGGCGGUCACCAGUGAGGGAUUAACCAGCUACAAUUAGUUUCAUUGAGGGAAAAAAAUCAAGCAUUGCUCUAUUGUGCUUAAGAGGCGCAAGUUCAAAAAUCGACACGGGGCUGGAUGUGAGGCGCUAGUAGCAUUAGCUGCGCAUCCCGCACAGAGGAGUCAUGUGACCACUUUCCACCUGCAACAUGAAAAGGGUUGUGUAUUGUUGGCUGUUUCUUCGAGGGACCAGUUCCAAAUCCUUAAAUUCAGAUUUUGACGUGCUUUUCGAUCCCACUUGAUUGAUUCCUGGAAUUGAUUUGGCUCUACUGCACUUUCUUUUCAAAUCGCCGCUGUGUUCAAAUCUAGCAAAACCGCUAGUUGUUUUUUUUUUUUUUUUUAAUGACAAAUGGAAGAGAAAUACAGUCCAAUGUGAAGCUACACAACUCAUUUAUGUCAUACAAGAUUUUCUACUUCUAAUUUGGGACAUAAUAGGUCUGCCGGAAGGAUCACACCAGCAGAUUAGGACAUUAUAUACGUGAGUGGAUAUUUUAAAUAAAAAAAACCUUUGUUAUUCAUUUAUGGUUGGUAGGAUUUACUAAAAUGAAAUGAUUUUUGCCUCCUAUCAAAAUUUGGGUUUCUUUUCUCAGGUGGGAUCUGAUAAGAGUUGGAAUCGAAAAAGCAGAUUUCAAUUGACAAAAAUCAACCCAACCCUCAAAUCAUAUCAGACUAUCUCAAUCUGCAGGGAUUUUUUUUUUUUCCUUUUUCUGUCAAAAUCUGCACAUCACAGCAACACAACAGCCAAAUCUCCUCUGUCAUUUCGUGGUUAUUUUGUAAAUUGUUGCCGUACUCUACAGUAGCAUUUAUUUACUGUGGGUAGCACAAUAAUAUUCUGAUGUUAGUUUAGCACAGCAACAGCUAGAAGAUUAUUUCUAUUCUGAGCUCUACCGAUUCCAUGUUUUUGCAAGUUUUAGUGGUGAUACAUUCCUUUUCUUUUCUUUUUGUCUUUUAAAAUUGCAUUGAAGCAUCAUCCCAAGUUAUUUCUUUUUAUAUUAAAUCUAACCAUAGAUGAAAUAUCAAUUUGGCCAUCAAGUGGCUCAGGCUUCACUGUAGAAGAACUGUUUGCACGUGAUCCUUAAGACAUCCUUUAGGACCCUGGAAACGCUGACACAUAAUACGCAGUAGUAUUAUGUCUAAUAAUGAUGCAAAUGUAUAUAAGCUUCAAGCUUUUAAUGUAGACAAAAAAAGUAUAAUGCAGCUAGCAGCAGAAGUAAUACAUGUGAUGUAGUCCUUAUAUUAGGGGGAACCGUACGGGCUUGAUAGGAAGGCCUUCGCCUGUGUGUGUUGGCGUGUACGCGUGUGUGCUUUCGCCUUAGAUUUUCUUUUUUAACUCUUAUUAUUUGCUCGUGACAGACGAUUUUUGAUGUGCUACCUUUAAAGUAAACGCACCGAGUCCAUGAGUGGUGCGGAGCCAGAUAGCGAAAUACCUUUCGGAAUAUAAACAGGUUUUCCCUCACACAGCAGCCUUAUAAACGAGACUCUUGCCGUCUGGCGUUCAUGUGGUACUGCUGAGCUAAGUAGAAAAUAGAACGGGUACAAAAUGUGAUUCGACUUUUCUGUUUGUUGUAAGAGACUAAAAAGGAGAUGGCGGUGAUGUUGAGAGCAAAUACCAAAUAUACUGGAGAAAGAUCUGUUUUCCAAAUGCAUCUCAGUUGAUUUUGGUGACACUUGGGCCCCACAGCCUUUUCUUCUGACCCAAAACUGUAGAAAAGAAAGUCUGGAUUAGUUAUUAGCUUAGUUAUUUUUUUAUUUAACGCGCAAUGAUGCUAGAUUUUGUUUCAUUCAUCUUUGAUUCAUAUAAGACAUACCUCACAUAGAUGUCAUCUUUCUGAGUCUUUGGGAAAACAAUACAUCCGUGCGCCUUCUUUGGGACAAGUGGAACAGCCUGAAGCCACACAAAAAUGGCCAUAAAUCCACUUAAAAAAGGCCCAAAACUCAGCCUGUACAUUAAACAUAGCGAUAACGCAGUGGGAUCAAUUCAAAGACGGUCCAGACUUUCUUUUUUUUUUAUUGUUUUGUACUAUCCAACAUCCAGACACAUUCACACUAACAAGAAAAAACACUACCCGCCUGUAGUCAGUGGUCUUACACUUGAUAUCUGACUCCAGUCCAACGUAAUUCAACAAUGUUGCUAAUUCAAUCUUUUUGAGUGUAAAAUGAAGUUCGGGUUCUUCUUUUCUUCUGUUUGACGCACUAGGGGGGCUAAAAAGUUAACUUCAGAGAAGUUAAAGACGCCAACAGCGGUGCCAACAAUAAUGCGAACUGGGCCCUGACAGUUGUCGUCGCUAAUCACCGUAAGCGUAACGUCCGCAACUUUGCUAGUCGCGGCGUUCCACAGGGCAACUCACUCAUUCUUACAAAGCAAACCUCAGUUUUCCCUACAUCGUUUGUCCAGCAUGGACCUAUUUUCUUUUAGCCUCAACACCUAUUCAGGAGAUUCUGAAAGCCUUAAACUACAUUACAACCACCAUGUUUACAGUUUGAUCACUGCAUAAGUAUAUACACAUUGUCUUCUUUUUGGGCUCUUUACACAAAAGAUCCUUAUGCAAUGUGGCACUUUUUGUCUUACAAGUGUACAGUACUUGGCUCCAAAACGUGUCAGGGCAGUGUGACUAUGCGUCUUCAAGAAAACACUGUGGAACUUUAUAAACUAUGUUGCUAGGUUGUCAAACUGCCUUCACUCUAAGUGCUCUAGAAAGGGUGACAAAAUGUGUUGUGUUUCGACUCAAGAAGAACAUGUCUUUGUUUUUCCUGUUCCACAACCACUCAUGCAUCUUCAUAUACGGGUCAUUAUCAACAUCAAGUGCCUUUGGAGUCCUCAUCAGAAUCAGUGGCCAAACCUAAAAAAAAAAUGUCCACCCUAUCGACAAGCUCACAUAUUUUUGCAAAAAUAAAGUGUGGGAACUUGAUUAGUUAGCAUCUCUAACCACUUAACAUCAACAUAAUUCAAUGAAAAAAAUGUUGAUAGUAUAAUGAGGACGUCUCAAAGACCUAAUGCUGAUUUUGACUCAUACCGUCUCACUAUUCAUCCCAAUGACAGCUGCACUCAUUGGACUCAGUGUUUUCAAAUGUGUUUUGCUUUUUUUUUUUUAAUCAUCAGUUUUUGGUUACUGCUGGCAGUGACUUGGGAUGCACGGACAGUUUUUCCAGUCAUUCACACAAACUACCUGUUUUCCCCACUUUCCAAUGGCUGUACUUAUGUCCAUUUUCUCUCACACACACACACACACACACACACAAAGAGUGUGUCCUCACAAAAACUCUUCAGGUUUUAAAGCUAUCAUAUUGCAAUAAGAACAUACCUCACAGUCUUUCCUCUUUUCUUUGUUUCUGCAAAAUCCAUCCAAUAUGUCUCUGUCAUUGACACCGCAAGAUCCUGUUGCAACAUCAGAGUUCUCGCACACUUAUCGAACGUCUAAUGUUGACGUGUAACAUUAAUGACUCCGCUGCAUGAAUUUUGCUCCAAAGCAGUUAUUGAAAUGAAAAGCAAAAAAAAAAAAAAAUACUGGUAGUCUGUCACUUCACUGCAGUUAUUAAUUGUGAAAAUAAAGCUCAGUCCAAAUUGUUCAUAUCACUAAAUGUGCUGUGUUGGACGCAUUAUCCACUUUGGAUUUCCUUUUAUGUGCUGCCUCUCUGUGGGGGUUACAAAAAAAAAAGAUCAUUUCUUUCCACCACACUAAUUGAGAUAUGCACAUUGUCCAGGAAAGGGUGUUUUGUUUUGUUUUACUUUUUUUUUUUUUAAUUAAAAAUCCUCUUAUGAAAAGGCUCUAGUUAAGGAUAAUAGGAGGAACUGUGGAAUGGAAUAAUUGCUGCAACAAGCUGUUUUGAUAUUUAUAUUCUCAGGUUUGUUCAAAAUUUCAGCAUCAGGCUUUCUAGAUUUCUUGUGCGACACAAGCACAUUUUAUUCCUUUUUAGCUGGUUAAUUUAUUACGAAACGUAUCAUUUGUGUGGUUUGAUUUCUUUCAUAACUAUUUUUGUGACAUGGAACUGCUAAUGUUUUAAAAAGGGUUCCGCUGUUUGCUUGACAUAAAAUGCUUUUCAUUCUGCCUUUUUUUUUUUUCAAUAAAAAGCCCUAAGUUUGUUCAA